Messenger RNA from Magnusiomyces paraingens, 1359 nucleotides. RefSeq lists its product as uncharacterized. The transcript has 4 exons. NCBI's taxonomy places the organism in Eukaryota, Fungi, Ascomycota, Dipodascomycetes, Dipodascales, Dipodascaceae. The coding region runs from base 1 to 1359 and encodes 452 amino acids. The record is from RefSeq and is a predicted model, not a curated record. Gene Ontology annotation, molecular function: histone deacetylase activity.
AUGCCAAACGAAGUUGAACCUUUGGAUCCGAUUAGGAUCAAGCCAAAUGAGAAGCGACGUGUCGCUUACUUUUACGACUCCGAUGUCGGGAACUAUGCUUAUGGCACUGGCCAUCCCAUGAAACCUCACCGGAUACGCAUGGCUCAUAGUCUUAUUAUGAAUUACGGACUUUAUAAACAUAUGGAAAUUUAUAGAGCCAAACCCGCGACCAAGCAAGAAAUGUGCCAGUUCCACACGGAUGAGUAUGUGGACUUUUUGUCUCGUGUGACACCUGAAAAUGCCGACUUAUUUGCCAAAGAACAAGUCAAGUUUAAUGUAGGUGACGAUUGUCCGGUGUUUGACGGUCUAUUUGAGUUUUGCGGAAUUAGCGGCGGUGGAAGCAUGGAGGGAGCUGCUCGGUUAAACCGCGAAAAGUGCGAUAUUGCCAUCAACUGGGCUGGAGGAUUGCACCAUGCUAAAAAGUCCGAAGCUUCUGGGUUUUGCUACUUGAACGACAUUGUUUUAGGUAUCAUUGAACUGCUACGGUAUCACCCGCGUGUCCUGUAUGUGGACAUUGACGUGCACCACGGUGAUGGCGUGGAAGAAGCAUUUUAUAGCACAGACAGAGUUAUGACAUGCAGCUUUCACAAGUAUGGUGAGUUUUUCCCCGGUACUGGUGAGCUGCGUGAUAUUGGUGUGGGCAAAGGCAAACACUAUGCGGUGAAUUUCCCAUUCCGCGACGGAAUUGAUGAUGAUAAUUACAAGUCUAUUUUCGAGCCUGUAAUUACGGCCAUUAUGGAGUGGUACCAGCCCACAGCUGUUGUGCUGCAGUGUGGUGGAGACUCGCUUUCUGGCGAUCGGCUGGGAUGUUUCAACCUGAGUAUGCACGGACAUGCCAACUGUGUCAAGUUUGUCAAGAGCUUUGGGCUGCCAACUCUGGUGGUUGGUGGUGGUGGGUACACUAUGCGAAACGUGUCACGAACAUGGACUUACGAGACUGGUAUUCUGAACAAUAAGAUUGUUGGUCCGGAGAUUCCAUACAAUGACUAUUACGAGUACUAUGGUCCAGACUACCGGCUGGAGGUACGCCCCUCUAACAUGCAGAAUGCAAAUAGCCGCGAAUACCUGAAUAAGAUUUUAACUCAAGUGCUGCAGAACCUGUCACGGACAAAGUUUGCUCCAAGCGUACAGAUGCAAGACGUGCCUCGGGACGCAGAGGAUGUUGGCGAUGUAGAGGAGGACACUGCUGAGGCCAAGGACACGCGAGGCGGGUCACAGCAGCGACGCGACGAGAAUGUGGAGGCCACAGGCGAGUUUUACGAUGAUGAAGAUGCGACUGGUGGUAAGAAUGUCAUGGAGGUGGACUAUAGUCAGGUUUGA